Entelurus aequoreus (snake pipefish) is the source of this 1504-nucleotide messenger RNA. Its product is annotated as CD81 antigen-like. Gene Ontology annotation, cellular component: membrane. Lineage: Eukaryota; Metazoa; Chordata; Actinopteri; Syngnathiformes; Syngnathidae. Bases 103 to 819 code for a protein of 238 amino acids. The transcript is spliced from 8 exons. The record is from RefSeq and is a predicted model, not a curated record.
UUUGCAGCUUCGAGGCUCUUAUACCUCCACUGGCAGAGACUCUGUGGGAUCCUGGACUAGACUGGUCUCAGAUAUUUUAAAAAAAGACAAGAAGUUGGCGAGAUGGCGGUGACAGGCUGUACGCAAUGCAUUAAAUAUAUGUUAUUCUUCUUUAAUUUUAUUUUCUGGCUGGCAGGAGGAGUGAUCUUAGGAGUGGCCCUUUGGCUCCGUCAUGACAGUCAAACAAGCAACCUCCUCAUUCUUCAGUUUGAAGGCAACCAAGCGCCUGGCACCUUUUACAUCAGUGUCUACAUACUCAUAGCUGUUGGAGCGGUGAUGAUGCUGGUGGGCUUCCUUGGCUGUUACGGAGCCAUUCAGGAGUCUCAAUGCCUGUUGGGGACGUUCUUUUUCUUUUUGAUAAUCCUCUUCGCCUGUGAAGUGGCUGCUGCCAUCUGGGGCUUCAUGAACAGAGACACGAUCUCCAAGGAACUGAUCAACUUCUACGACUCGGCAUACAUCAAGGCUGUGGAUGUGUCAGGCUCCCCCAGUAAAGACGCUGCCAUUAAGGUGCUGGAUGUCUUUCACACCACGCUGGACUGCUGCGGUAAAGGAGACGACACAGCGCUCUUCAAACAAGUUGCAAGCACUUUGUGUCCUAGAAAGUCUCCAGAAGAUUUUCUGAGGUCUCAGAGCUGUCACGACAAACUGAUCGAGCUCUUUUCAGAGAAGCUCUAUCUGAUUGGUCUGGCUGCUCUCGUGGUGGCCGUCAUCAUGAUCUUCGAGAUGAUCUUUACUAUGGUGCUCUGCUGUGGGAUCCGUAACAGCGCAGUAGCGUACUGAGCCCACACAGUAGUGACAAGCACUAUUUCAUGGAUUUAUUUUUGUACGCUGCAGCUCAUCUUUUCUUAUAAUUACAACUCAGCCUGGUGGAUAUUUCUGCUUUUUUUCUUUGACUAAAACAUACAAUGUUUUUUUUUUUUAUACGCUGCCUGUCGUCAACCCACCUUCUUUAUGGAGUAUUUUAUCUAUCUAUCAUAACAACUUUCUACUAAAUGUGUGGCAUAGUUCUCUGAGUUAGUGAACCGAUGUUUUUAUGGAUGUAUAAAUUGUACAUAUGCACGUCUUAUGUUAAUGACAGGGAGACUUCAUGCCUCCCUGCAGUCUUACUCUUUUAAUAAUAAUAAUGGAUUACAUUUAUAUAGCGUUUUUCUAGAAGCUCCAAGCGCUUCACAGAGAACUGACAACCCAUAAUUCAUUCGCUCCACAUUGACAUGUGGUGGUGGUAAGCUACAUUUGUAGCCCCAGCUGCCCUGGGGUGGAUUGACGGAAGCAUGGCUGCUCUCCCACCACCACCAAACAUUCAUUCACAGGUGUCUUGCCAAAAGACACAACAGCCGUGACUAGGAUGCCGGAAUCAAACCUGGAACACUCAAGAUGCUGGCACGGCUUCUCUACCAUCUGAGCCACCACGUCUUUAUCACUACUUUGUGUGUUUGUAGUCAGCUGUGUUAAAUAAACCAUCUUC